GUUCCCGCCGCGCACGGCCUGGGCGGGACCAUCCCGGCCGGGCCGGGGGAGGGCCGCGGACUGGACCAAGUCACGCCGCGGGGGCGAGGCAGAGCCCGGGGCCUGGCGGUGGUGCGCUGCGUUCCCAAAUGUCAUACUGGCAGCAUUCAGCAUUCAGAGGACAAGCUGUUGGAAUACUUGGGAGUGGUGAUCUAUGAAGCCCUGGACUGGGGAAUUGACAGCCAACUGGAGCGACAACUGAGCGGUCCUUUGGAGAAAUUGCUGUGCCUCAUGUUGAAACUGGAUGAUGAGCCAAUGAAACCAGAAGUCACCCUGCAGGAUGUUAUCAAGGCCUGUGAGGAGCACUUGCCCAGGCCUUCUGAGGCUGCCAGACAUUAUGAAAUGACCUGUAGGAAUCUGUUUGCUGAAUAUAUGGAACUUCAAAAGCUUGUGACCAUCAUCCAAACCUCCAAAGAGCGACUGAGAAAAAUGGAUGUGGAAGAUUUGGUGGAAAAUCCCAUUCAAAAGAAGAAAAACUGUGGCGCAUCCCUGUGGCCCAGUGUCAUCAGUGAACUGCAGGCUGGCGUGAGGCUGCACAAGGCCAGUGAGCGACCACAGCGUUGUGUGCCUCCAAAAGAACGGAUCCGCUCUCCCUUUGAAUUGCUUUUGGAUGAUAUUCAGCACAAGAGAUACACCCUACGGAAGGUGAUCGUUGAGCAAAAACACAAGGACCCCAAAGUUGAUGUAGCUGCUCCCAAGCCUCAUCAAAAGCUGGUGUUGGAGAGGCAGCUGAAAGAGUGUGUGCCAUGUGAGACCAGCUGGCAUGAACGGUCCAUGGUAGAAAUAAAACAACCACAGAAGCUUCAGUCAGCAGCAGCACAGGAAAAAGGGAGCAGGCCCAGAGAAAUGCUUUUGACUCCAAAUACAGCCUUGAACUCUCCAAGUGACAGUUUUUUAACUCUCCAAGAUGCCAGUACUGAGUUUAAAGUUGUCAACACUAAAACACAGCAGCUGGGACCAGGAGUUCAGGAAACCACUCUCAAGCUGCCUGACAGCACCUGCCUUUCCUCCAGCAGGUCAUCGCUAGUAUCCUGCAACAGCACAGGUCUCACUGCAAAUUCCCUGUGUCCCCCAUGUCCACCCACACUAGGAGACAUUAAACCCAAGAGUUUCCUGAAUACUGGCCAACAGCAACUGCCUCCUUACAGAAGAAGGUCCAAAUCUUUAGAGACAGGCCUUCAAAGCAAGGAACUUGACUGUCUCUUUCCUACCAAGUGGCCAUCACCAACCAUUGCUGAGCUGAUUGGAACCAGAUAUUCAGAGAUGGUGCUGAAAGGGCAAGACUUCUUCCAAAGAGGUGGUGAUGGUGUCUUUCUAAGAGCAAAGAUCUGUUUCAGCUGCCAUAAGCAGAUGUUUCUUAAGUGGCCUUACAACUGUUACCUCUGCAGCAGUGUUGUCUGCUGUGACUGCUGCAUCAAGAUGUCGAUGCCCUUCCGAACAUGUGUACAUCUUCCACUUCACUUCCUAAAACUUUUGAGACUCUCCAGAGAGGACGACCCAGCUACUGAAGAGCAGAAGAGCUCAGAGUUGCUACAUGAAAUAGAGCAUGGGCAGUAUUUUGGUGUACCCGUUAUUUUGGAGCCACGUUGCCUAGCACGGCCUCUGUGCUGUUACACAGGGGCCAUGGCAGACUGGCUGACUGCAGACAUCUGUACCCGCUGUGAGCAGUACCUGAUGAAUGUGGCUUCCUGUCAGCAGCAAAGCAUCCCUCCCAGAAGAACUUCCUGGGCUUGAUCCAAGCUGCAAUAACUAUACCAUACGUUUCUCCUGUCACUUGUUCUGUACCUGAAAUAAAUGAAACAGCUUUAUGCACCUACUGACAUAAAGGCCUGAUUAGAAGACCUCCCUGCUAGUCAGUCUAAGUAGGGAGCACAGUUAGUAUUUCUGUAUUGUGAAGUAUUCUAAAGCUUUGUGGGUUUUGGAACUGUUUUGAUUCUUUUUAUGUUUCUUUGAGGAAAAUAAACGUUG
This is a messenger RNA of Lepidothrix coronata (blue-crowned manakin), 2007 nucleotides long. Its product is annotated as protein spire homolog 1-like. The transcript is spliced from 16 exons. The annotation marks the transcript as partial. Lineage: Eukaryota; Metazoa; Chordata; Aves; Passeriformes; Pipridae. Gene Ontology annotation, biological process: actin nucleation; cleavage furrow formation; polar body extrusion after meiotic divisions. The record is from RefSeq and is a predicted model, not a curated record. Gene Ontology annotation, molecular function: actin binding. Gene Ontology annotation, cellular component: cytoplasmic vesicle membrane; cell cortex.